Messenger RNA from Pseudonaja textilis, 1689 nucleotides. RefSeq names its product interferon-induced protein with tetratricopeptide repeats 5-like. Gene Ontology annotation, cellular component: cytosol. Gene Ontology annotation, biological process: defense response to virus. Lineage: Eukaryota; Metazoa; Chordata; Lepidosauria; Squamata; Elapidae. Gene Ontology annotation, molecular function: protein binding. The record is from RefSeq and is a predicted model, not a curated record.
UUAUGACAAGUUAUCAGCGAGUAGCAACAAACCAAUUCAGCAUUUCAAACCAGAUCAUCGGGAAAAGAGACCAAGCAAGCUCUCUUAAAAAAAACCUUCUAACCAGGCAAUAUGAGUCUCCUCUCCCGGGAAGGUUUAAAGGAGAUUCUCCAACAACUUGAAUGCCAUUUUACUUGGGAGUUGCAGAAAGAGCAUAUUCAUCCUGAUGAAUUGGAGGAAAGAAUUGCUGAGCAGAUCCGGUUCUUAACCAAUAAAUCCAAAGUUCGAAAUUACAACCUUCUUGCCUAUGUGAAAUUCCUGAACGACAAGAAGGAAGAAGCCCUGGAAAACUUGCAGAAAGCUGAAGAGGCUGUGCCCCUAGAAUACCCUGGGGAGGUUGAAAAGGGAAGCCUGGUGACCUGGGGCAACUAUGCCUGGGUGCACUACCACGUGGGCAAUCUUACUGAAUCCCAAGCCUACCUGGAGAAGGUAGAAAGCAUCUGCAAGCAACUUGGAGGUGAGUCUCCUUAUAAGCUGGAGCUCCCACAGAUCUACUGUGACAAGGGUUGGGCGCUCCUAAAAUUUGGAGCCAGGUAUUAUGAUAAGGCCAAGGAGAGCUUUGAAAAAGCCCUGGUACAAGAACCAAAAAACCCAGAAUUUAACUCAGGCUAUGCUAUCACGGUAUACCGCAUGGAAGAUCAUUUUUCCAAAAACCAUUCAGGGAAAGAGUCAUCCCUGGAACCUUUGAAGCGUGCAGUGGAACUGAAUCCUGAUGAUGUAUUUGUUGUUCCUCUACUUGCAGUAAAUCUCCUAGAAGCAGGCAGAAUGAAAGAAGGAGAAAAGUGGAUUAAAAGAGCCCUCCAAAAGCAUCCUGACGUUCCUUAUGUAUUAAGGUACGCUGCCAAAUUUUACAGAAAGAAAGGAGAUGUAGAGACAUCACUGCAACAUUUGGAGAAAGCAUUGAGCUUGACCCCAAAUGCUGGAUUCUUGUACCAUCAAAUUGGCCUUUGUUAUAGAGCACAGUAUUUCGCGAUGAAAAAGAAAAGCAGGUUUGAUAAAAUGGAGGAAUUGAUCAGAUCGUGCAUUUUUUAUUUUGAAAAAGUGGUGGAGCGUAAACCCAGGUUUUUCUAUGCUAAUAUUGACCUCGCACAGAUGUAUGCAGAAAAAGGACAGCUGCAAAAAGCAGAGGAAACAUACCAGAAGAAGCUCCUUACCAUAAGCAACCUAACUCCCUUAGAGAAGCAACAGCUCCAUUUCAAUUAUGGGCGUUUUCAAGAAUUUUACAGAAGGUCGCAAUCAGAAGCCAUCAAACACUACCUUGCAGCACUGAAGAUUGAAUUCGACUCUUCUGAGAGAGAUAAAUGCCAGUGUAUAUUGAAGAAAUUGAUGGAGAAGAAAAUCAGGAAAGGAGAAGCCAAUGCUGCGGAUUUCGCCAUUCUUGGAUUUAUUCAUCAGCUCAGUGGAGAAAUGGAACAAGCAGGGGAAGCCUAUGAAGAAGCCUUGAACAUUGAUCCUUGGAAUGAAGAAUAUUCCAGUGCAAUUUUGAAGUUGAAUCUUCUUCGUAAACCAACAUAUGCUUAAGUGGGAAUGUUUCAUGAAUACUGGUUUUAAAAAUGUAUGAGCAGAUGUUGUCAAUCUGCUUACUCCAUUUCAAUAUUUCAUUUUGCAGAAUAGAAUAGAAUAGAAUAGAAUAGAAUAGAAUAGAAUAGA